This is a messenger RNA of Rotaria socialis, 4152 nucleotides long. NCBI's taxonomy places the organism in Eukaryota, Metazoa, Rotifera, Eurotatoria, Philodinida, Philodinidae. The record is from the annotation of a GenBank genome assembly.
AUGGCAGAUUCUUCAUCAAUAAUAGAAACUAAAACUCUCGAUCAGUUUUAUUCAUCUUUACAGUCAAAAGAACCAAACGUUCGUUUAGACUGUUUUUCUAAACUCGAAGAUUAUUUAUCUGAUGAAAAUAAUUCAAUUGAAUGUGAAGAUUUAACAGGUUUCAUAAAUGGAUUACUAAAGUGGGUGGAAAGUAGUAAUUAUCGAAUAUCUCAUAAUGGCCUUCGAAUAGUUGAACAGCUGCUUGAAAGAUUAGAUUCGUAUGAAUUUGAAAGUUAUCUUGAGAAUGUUUCGCUUGUAACAUUAGAUCGAUUGGGUGAUGGGAAAGAUCAAAUACGAGAAGCAGCUAGUCAUCUUUUAUUGAAAUUAAUGAAAGCAUUUACUCCACAGCGUGUUUGGGAUUUCAUACAACCUGUAUCAUUUGAAAAUAAACAAUUUCGUAUUCGAGAAGAAAUUCAACGAUUAUUAGUGCAAACCUUAAAUGAAUUUGGUGCAUCAACAAUUCAAUUGAAUAAACUUGUUCCAUUAAUAUGUAAACUUGUAUCUGAUUCAAAUGGAACUGUUCGUCAACAAGCUAUUGAUACACUUGUAGAAAUUUAUCGUCAUGUCGGUGAAAAAGUUCGGGGUGAUAUAGCAAAACGAGACAUACCAGAAGCCAAGUUAAAACAACUGUACGAUAAAUUCGAUGACGUUGUCGCAAGCGGUCGUAUGAUUGCUAAAGCGUCUGAUACGACAGAUGGUAAUUCUUCAUCUUCUAUAGCCAACGCUCGCCCCAAACCACCACCAUCAACAAUUAAAUCUCGAUUAAACUCCGAUAAUGGAACAUCAUCAAGAUCAAGACCAGUUGGUGGCAUUCCAACACGAAAUGUUUCUGCUGCAAUGUCUGCAGAAACGAAUAUCGAUACUAAAAUAUCUCCUUCUCCUUCGUCGAUGGAUCGUCGUUCACGUUCUUCAUCGGGAAUACCACGUCCACACUCAGCUAAAUUAUCAAUAGGAGCUGCUGCUAGUGGCGCAGUUGAUGAAGCGAUAUUUGAAGACGCUUUUAAUUCAUCACAUCCUAUACCAUUUUCAUCAAGUAAAGAACUUGAAAAUCAAGUAUUCAGUAUUCGAGAUAUAUUAGCUGAUACAAAUAAUGAUUGGGAAAAACGUGUUGAUGCUAUUAAACGAUUACGUUCAAUUAUUGCUGGUGAAGGUGAUCAAUGUGAAGAAUUCUUUCGUAAUCUGCGCCAACUUGAUCUACCAUUAGUAGCAACUGUAAAAGAUUUACGUUCACAAAUUGUCCGCGAAGCUUGUAUUACUUUAGCAUAUAUGUCUGUACGAUUUACAAAUCGUUUUGAGCGUACAGCUGAAGGUGUCAUACCAGCUAUGCUUGUUCUAAUACAAAAUAGUGCUAAAGUUAUUGCAACAAGCGGUGCUGUUGCUUUACGUUAUAUUGUUAGUAAUACACAAGCAAGUAAAUUAGUUCCACUGAUAUUAGCGGGAACUGAAUCGAAGUCUAAAGAUAUUCGAAGACACACAUUCGAGUUAUUAAUUACAAUGCUUUCACAAUGGGAUUUUGUUUAUUUGGAUAAACAUGGACAAUUAAUACAUAAUAUAAUAAAGAAAGGUUUAUCAGAUGCUGAUGCAGACGCAAGAUCGUUAGCAAGAAAAGCAUUUGGUUUAUUUCGUGAUCUUUUUCCGUUAUUAGCUGAUACUUUACUUUCUUCCCUUGACGCUGCAAAAAAGAAAACACUAUUGGGUGAAAUGAGUAAUUCAUCAAGUACCCAUUCAUUAGCCAGUACAGGCACAUCAAGAAUACGUAGUGCUAAAGAAACGACUCCAAGACUUGCUCGAGCAGCAAUUACCGACAAACAACAAUCGCCAGGUGCUAUUGCUCGAUCGUCAAGUGCUAAUGAACUUGCGUUAAGAAAGAAAAAUCAUUUGUCAAAUUUAAAUACACCAAAUGUUCAAACAACGACUGGCCGACCUCGUUUUCUUGCGCAAGCAGCAGCUACUACAACCAGCGCCAAAGCAUCUUCAAUAAAUGCUCGUCCUCCCCAUGUCGUUGCUAAAUCACAGCCAGGAAGUCGUUCAACCUCUCCAAAUUCAAUGAAAUCAUCUCAUUAUUUGUCAGCUGCAUUACGUACACCAACAAAUGCACGAUCAAAAAUACCAGUUGGUUCAAGUGGUGGUUCAAGAAUAUCUAGCAGAGAAUCAAGUCCAGGACGAACACGACCAUAUGGUGGAUAUCGAGGACCGGGUAGUGAUUAUGGUGAACAUGUACGUCGUGUGAGUGGUGCUUGGGGUGCUGAUAGUGGUGAUGAUGCAUCAGAAACAUCAAGUAUAUGUUCAGAAAGAUCACUUGAGGAUAUUGCUGAUGUUUUACGUCGAAUGCAAAGUAAUGAAUGGACUGAUCGAAAAGAAAGUCUUGCUAGUUUAUAUCACAUGAUUCGUUCAGGUCGUACAUUUAGUACUCAUGAAUUAAAACGUCUUACUGAAUUGUUAACCAAACGCUUUUAUGAUCCACAUUCACAAGUAUUUACAGCAUUUCUCGAUGUUCUACCCGAAUUUAUAACAGCAUAUAAACGUGAAUUAAACGAAUGGCUUUAUACAUUAUUAACACGCUUAUUAAUCCGUUUGGGUGCUCCAGAUUUACUUGAUUCAGUUUAUAAGAAAUUAAAAACAUGUUUAUCGAUUGUGAAUACAUCAUUUGAUGUUCAUGCACAAUUUACUGUUCUAAUUCGUUUUAUUAACGAUAAUUCAUCAGCACCAGGAAUCAAAGCCAAAGAAAUAUUAUUAAAAUAUUUACAACAAAUUAUACAACAAAUGGAACCAGUUGACAUAUCGAAUAAUGCCGAUAUUCGAAUUGCCUUGUCAAAAAUUAUUAACUGGUCCAGUGAACCAAAGAGCAUAGAGAUGAGAAAGGCUGCUCAAGGUGUUAUUCUUGCUUUAUAUAAUCUUAAUAGACCAGAAUUCACUUUAAUGCUUACUGCUUUACCAUCGACUUAUCAAGAUGCAGCUGCAAAAAUUCUUCGACCAACCAAUAGUAUGCAAUCAUCUAUUCACUUACAACAUGACAAUAAAUUCGAUUUUCUUCAACGAUCCAAUAGUAAUGGAUUGACAUCUUCAAUGACAAAUUCUAUUCAUUCAGAAAUUCAAGCUCCAUCAUAUGCAACGGAUAUGCGUGUUUUAAUGGAAAAUAUGCAAGCAUUAAAUGUAAAUCAUCGACAAGACGAUUUAUUAUUAUCGAGUUCAAGUUCAUUAAAAGAUAGUGGCUAUCAAGAUAUGCGAUCAAAUUCAAGUCGACAUUACACACCUCAAGCAUAUCGUUCAAAUCAAUCUCAAAGCAAUGCUACAGAAACGUCAGAUAGUAUUCUUGAUGCUGCCGAUCGUCCAGCUGCCAUCGAUGUCGCCCUUAACAUGGCAAAUCAACAAACAUUAGGAAAAGAUCAACGCCAACACGCAUUACGUUGCAUAUUGAAAUUUGCUAAAUUGAACGAUUCAGAUACAUGGAGUUUAGCAUUUAGUAAAACAUUAAAUAUUUUAACACAAAUUCUUGACAACGAACAAGAUGACAUAAUGUAUAAAGUUUAUAGUCUUCGUAUAAUACGUGAAUUAUUAACACAUCAUACAAGUUUAUUUAUGAAUUAUAUUGAAUUAACUAUAUUUCGAGUAUUGAAAGCUCAAAGUGAAAUUGAAAGUGAAAUAACUCGUUCAGCUGAACAAGCAGCUCAUGCUGCAGCAGAAUAUCUACCAGCUGACAGUACUGUUCGAGUUCUUAAACCAAUAAUUGAACAAGCAAAAUAUCCAAUGAAUCAAUCAGCUAUUGCAAUGUUACAAAAAACAAUUGAAUUGAUGAACAAAGAAACCUGUAUAGAAUUAAUGCCAGAAAUGAUUCCACCACUUUUGACGGUAUGGGAUGUUCAUUCCCAUAAUCUCGCUGGUGGAGAAAGCUCAUGGGAUAGCGAAACAUCAAGUGUACGAAAAGCAGCAGUAUUUUGUUUGGUGUCAAUUUAUUUGGUUGUAGGUGAUAGCCUUCGUACGCAUUUGCACAGAUUAAGUGCAAGCAAGCUCAAAUUAUUAAAUGUGUACAUUUCAAAAGCUCAACAACAAACAAGUAGUAUCAGCAAUUUGGAAAAAUCAUCAACUAUGAGUGUGAAUAGCAACAGAAUUUAA